AUGGAUCCAAUUGAUUUAUCCCCUCUGUCAUUCAUUAUUGAUAAUACAUGUUUGACUGGUUUGCUGAAUAUCAUGGUUGGUAAAAAACAUAUCAUGCAAACAGCUUCAUUCCUCUCUGAUUUACAUAAUUCAUUUUCAAUCAAUUCAUCUGUUCCUUGCAAAUCUCAAAUUGAUCGACAUCAUCCUAAAGUUCAUUUAUUUUUUUCUGAUUUAUCCAUUUUACCGAUUAAUGUUGCAGCUAAUAUACGUCAUCUUGAACAAUAUAAUAAACAUCAAUUAAUUAUUAAAGCUGCUUUUAUUUAUUCUGUCGUUCAUUGA
Messenger RNA from Rotaria sp. Silwood2, 318 nucleotides. Lineage: Eukaryota; Metazoa; Rotifera; Eurotatoria; Philodinida; Philodinidae. The record is from the annotation of a GenBank genome assembly.